CCCCACAGUCGUGUUAGGUAUACUUAUAGGCUUAUACUGAUAGGCUUAUAGGCUUAAACAACUUUAAAUCUAUAGAAACGGCAAGCUAUCUAUCGUGUUGCCAUGAAAUGUCGAAGAGGCGCACCAAUGAACAGUCCUCCUAAAAAAACCAACCCAUCUUCUCCGGUUUAAUCCACCUUAAGCCGUUUCUUCCCGCACUGAAGCCAUUCAGGAUCGUACAGUAUAUCCACUCUCUCGAUCUAACGGUACAUUAUAAGUCACUAAAGUAGGUAAAUAACCUGUAAGUAAUGAUAUGAUAGACACAUUACAUAGUAGAGGGGCAGAACGUCUAGUUUCUAACGCCGAAAACCUAUCCCCGUUUCCGUUGGUAUCCUCUGCGUUUAUAGCUUCGCCAACUCCUCGUGUUGUUAAACCGAAAGAUGGAGGAGUUGUCCGCAAGGCCCUUUUUAAACCUUCAAACCUCGGUGUCCACUAGCCCGCAAAGCCGCAUAUUAAAACCUCUUAAAAUUUAUAUUGUCAUUAUCUAGACGAUAUUACCCCGCUAACACUGCGUUACGGUUUUUAUAACAUUUACUACCAAGUAGAGAGCAGCCGAGAGCAGCCGAGAGCAGUCGAGAGCAAUAAUGGCAACCCUUGACGGAAAAGUAUUCGCAAUUACUGGUGGUGCUAGCGGAAUCGGGUUUGCAACGGCACAGAUAAUAUCUAAACGCGGCGGGAUUGUUUGCCUAGCCGAUAUUGACCCGGCAGCCAUAAGCAACGCAGAAGAAUACUUUGCCAACAAAAAUGCACCUUUCACUGUUACUAAGGUAGAUGUUUCUAAUCGGGACGAGGUUGAAUCUUGGAUCGACGGCAUCGUCCAGAAAUACGACAGACUUGACGGCGCCGCCAACGUCGCGGGUAUAAUCGGCAAACAUCAUGGCAUACGAGAGGUUGCUGAUCUCGACGACGACGAGUGGCACAAGAUAAUCGCAGUUAACCUUACGGGGACUAUGUAUUGCUUAAGAGCUGAGCUCCGGAAAAUCGUUGAUGGUGGUUCUAUUGUGAAUGUUUCCUCUAUUCACGGGCUUCAAGGGUUUGCCAAACAUGGAGCGUAUGCUGCCAGCAAGCAUGGUGUCAUAGGUCUGACAAAAGCUGCUGCCAAAGAAAAUGGAGUCCGGCAAGUGCGUGUCAACGCAGUGGCCCCGGGAGCCAUAUUUACUCCGCUGAUGGAGAAGAACUGGAAACUCCACAAUCGACCAUCCGAUGCACCUUUUGAUGAUGGGGCAGCUUUCGGAAGACAGGGCACGGCAGAGGAAUGUGGCCACGUCAUUGCUUUCCUUUUGGGCCCCGACUCCAAGUACGUGAGCGGGAGUGUAUAUUCUAUAGACGGCGCGAUGUAGCUCGGAAGCAUAAGUAACUCCAUUAGAAGACAUCCUCAGGCUGAACAUCGUGAUUCCUCCCAUCCUCUCGAAUGUGUUUUAGUGUCUUAUCUCGGGACAUGGGCUUACGCAUGUCGUAGGCGUCUUCACCGUGAGCGGUGGGGUCGUUGACAUUAUCACCAUAGUAAUCUUUGACCACACGAUAUACGCUGUAACCCAUACUCUCGUAAAAGUUGAUAGCUCUCGUGUUGCUUUUCCUUACGAACAGAUCAACGAACCAAGAGUCUCCAGCUUCUGCAGCAACUUCGAGGUUUUCGGUGAGAAUCUUUCCAAUGCCAAGACGGCGAGCUUCAGGGGCUACCGUGAGGGCAGUGAUAUGUGCGUGCCAUGGUAGGUAAUGCUCAGAAUACUGGAAGUAGUCUGGAGAGCUUUCCAACUUGCCCAUGA
Daldinia decipiens is the source of this 1805-nucleotide messenger RNA. RefSeq names its product 3-oxoacyl-reductase. NCBI's taxonomy places the organism in Eukaryota, Fungi, Ascomycota, Sordariomycetes, Xylariales, Hypoxylaceae. Gene Ontology annotation, molecular function: oxidoreductase activity. The record is from RefSeq and is a predicted model, not a curated record. The transcript is spliced from 2 exons. Bases 624 to 1379 code for a protein of 251 amino acids.